Messenger RNA from Malus domestica (apple), 1386 nucleotides. NCBI's taxonomy places the organism in Eukaryota, Viridiplantae, Streptophyta, Magnoliopsida, Rosales, Rosaceae. The record is from RefSeq and is a predicted model, not a curated record.
AUGACACUUUUGACAAUGUCAGCAUCGGUCCCGGGCAUGAAACCAACCUGUGUUAGCAAAGAUGUCUGCCAUACAAAUGGUGGACAAACUGCAGCAACUUUCAUAGCGCUUUACCUAAUAGCGCUGGGCACGGGUGGGAUUAAGCCGUGUGUCUCGUCCUAUGGGGCAGACCAGUUUGAUGAUGACGAUGAGGUUGAAAAGAAGCACAAGGGUUCUUUCUUCAACUGGUUCUAUUUUUCCAUCAAUGUUGGUGCUCUGAUUGCUUUUUCUGUGCUGGUGUGGAUACAAGACAACGUGGGUUGGGGAUGGGGUUUUGGCGUUCCAGCAGUGGCAAUGGCAAUUGCUGUGCUGAGUUUCUUUUCGGGGACUCGGUUGUAUAGGAAUCAGAAGCCUGGAGGUAGUCCUUUGACACGCAUAAUUCAGGUGAUUGUGGCGUCCAUUAGAAAUUACAAGGUGAAAGUACCGGAAGACAAGUCCCUUUUGUAUGAGACUGCAGAUGCAGAAUCUUCCAUCCAAGGAAGCCGCAAGCUUGAUCACACAAAUGAAUUCAGGUUCUUUGACAAAGCAGCGGUGGAGGUGCAAGGUGACCAGAUAAAGGACUCGAAAAGCCCGUGGAGACUCAGUACAGUUACCCAAGUGGAGGAGCUAAAAUCAAUCAUAAGGCUGCUUCCCAUAUGGGCCACUGGUAUCAUCUUUUAUGCAGCCGGCAGUCAGAUGAGCAACUUCUUUGUGUUGCAAGGCACCCUCAUGGAUAUUCGUGUUGGCCGCUCUAGCUUUGAAAUCCCAGCAGCAUCUCUUACCAUCUUUAACACCCUAAGUGUCAUUUUUUGGGUUCCAAUAUACGAUCGAAUCAUUGUGCCAGCAGCUAGAAAAUACACCGGUUACAAGAAUGGCCUAACUACACUCCAAAGGAUGGGCAUUGGCCUCUUCAUCUCCAUAUUCUCCAUGGUCUGUGCUGCAGUUUUGGAACUUAUCAGACUCCGAAGUGUUCGACAGAACAACUAUUACACAUACGAGCACAUGCCCAUGUCAGUCUUUUGGCAAGUACCUCAGUAUUUCCUCAUAGGAGCUGCAGAAGUUUUCAAAGUCAUAGGACAGCUGGAGUUUUUCUAUGAUCAAGCCCCAGACGCCAUGAGGAGCCUGUGUUCUGCUCUCUCACUCUCCACCUUUGCACUAGGAAACUACUUCAACUCUAUUCUUGUCACCAUCGUUACCAAAAUGACUACAAAGAACGGCAACCCUGGAUGGAUACCGAACAAUUUGAACUACGGACACCUUGAUUAUUUCUUCUGGCUAUUGGCAGUGCUGAGUGUUCUUAACCUAGGAGUAUACCUCUUCAUUGCCAAGUGGUACACGUAUAAAAAGACCGUCGGGACUCUGCGUUGA